AAUAGUUGUAAACAUGGCGUCUGGCAGUGGGUCGAGUAAAAAUGACUUCCGUCGGAAGUGGGACAGAGACGAGUAUGAGAACCUCGCUCAAAAGCGUAUCGCUGAGGAACGAGAAAAAGAGAGCAAAGAUGGGAAACCCGCACCCCCGAUCAAGCGAGAAAAUCUGCGUCAUCGGGACUACAAAGUGGACCUGGAGUCUAAACUCGGGAAAACCAUCGUUAUCACCAAGACCACGCCCCAGGCUGAAAUGGGCGGCUACUACUGUAACGUGUGUGACUGUGUGGUGAAAGAUUCCAUCAACUUCCUGGAUCACAUCAAUGGCAAAAAACAUCAGAGGAACCUCGGCAUGUCCAUGAGGGUGGAGCGGUCGUCUCUGGAUCAGGUGAAAAAGCGCUUUGAGGUGAACAAGAAAAAGAUGGAAGAGAAGCAGAAAGAGUACGACUUUGAGGAGCGCAUGAAGGAGCUGCGAGAAGAGGAGGACAAGGCAAAAGCUUACAAGAAGGAGAAACAGAAAGAGAGGAAGCGGCGGGCCGAGGACGACGGCGACUUCGAGGAUGACGACGAAAUGGCGGCCGUUAUGGGUUUCUCAGGAUUUGGAACAUCUAAAAAGAACCGCUGACAGCCCGAGAAUGUGACUGGAUUGAGCUAGCACGUCUUGUAAUAUCAUCAGAGCCCUGGUGGGGGCACGCGCAAGAUGAUGGGACGACUAAAUCUUGUUGCACUGAUGGCAUUUAUGUUCAGAGUCCGUAUUUUUUUAAUAUUCAUUUCCCCGUUUUGCAUGUUUGAAGUGAACAGACUGUUCGUUUGCAGGUGAGCUCAUCGGUUUAACCAAAUUUAGACCCACGUUCAAUAAAUUAUUGAAAUGUAAUAUUUUGUGUUCUUUAUUAGAAUACAUUCUCAUCAAUGGAAACAGUUGUCAGUGAAUACAACAUGUUUUUCAUGUCAUUAAGACAUUUUAUUUGUUGUAUAUUGUCAGGUGUUCUUUACAAUAAAUGAGUUUUUG
Molecule: messenger RNA, 1003 nt
Organism: Corythoichthys intestinalis (scribbled pipefish)
Lineage: Eukaryota; Metazoa; Chordata; Actinopteri; Syngnathiformes; Syngnathidae
Gene: zmat2
Product: zinc finger, matrin-type 2
Exons: 6
Coding region: 14-619 (201 amino acids)
Biological process (GO): mRNA splicing, via spliceosome
Cellular component (GO): U4/U6 x U5 tri-snRNP complex; spliceosomal complex
Molecular function (GO): nucleic acid binding; zinc ion binding
Source: RefSeq, a predicted model, not a curated record